Molecule: messenger RNA, 2881 nt
Organism: Arabidopsis lyrata subsp. lyrata
Lineage: Eukaryota; Viridiplantae; Streptophyta; Magnoliopsida; Brassicales; Brassicaceae
Product: autophagy-related protein 18f
Exons: 8
Coding region: 341-2644 (767 amino acids)
Biological process (GO): response to starvation; autophagy
Cellular component (GO): cytoplasm
Molecular function (GO): protein binding
Source: RefSeq, a predicted model, not a curated record
AUAAAUACGAAAGCAUAAACAAAUCAUUUAUCAAGUUUUUGAAACAACAACAGAUUUCUAAAACAACUCUUAAUCAGGUCUUCUUCUUCGCUCUCUCUUCUUCUUAUCCUCAAAAAAUCUUUCCCCUUUUCUUGCUCCUUAACGUUUCCAAAGUCUUUAUCAGAUUACUGCUUCGAGACUCUUAAUUCUUUUUUCUGGGUUUUUAAUAUCUUCUAAUUCUUUUCAAUUUCAACACAAAUUUGUUGCUUUUAGGCGUCGAUAUAGAGAAUAAAAAUCGAAACUUUGUUUCAUUUGGAGGUUAAAGAUCAAAGCUUUUUGGUAGUGAAGAGUCUCCACCAUUAUGAGGAAAAACGGUGACGGUUCUUCUCCGAAGUCGCCGGACGGAGUUAUGUCACGAUCAGCUCGGAGUUCGUUUCGUGCUUUGUCUAAUUGCCUUAAGGUGAUUUCAUCUGGUGCUUCUACUGUUGCUCGCUCCGCCGUAUCAGCUGCUUCUUCCGCCGUUAGGGACGUUGAUUCUCAUCACGAUCAGGUACUAUGGGCGGGGUUUGAUAAUCUACAGAAAGAAGAUGGAGAUACUCGAAGAGUUCUUCUACUAGCAUUUAAGUCUGGAUUUCAAGUUUGGGAUGUUGAAGAUACAGAGAAUGUUCACGUUAUAGUUUCUACACAUGAUGGACAAGCAUUCUUUAUGCAAAUGCUACUGAAUCCAAUAAAGUCUGGAGCUUUAGAUGAUAGGUUUUAUAAGAGCCGUCCUCUUUUGGCUGUGUGUGGUGAUUCUUGGGAAGAACAUUCAAGUAAAAAGAUCAGUUCUGAUAACUCCGGAAGUGAAACCGUGGCUACUCCUACUAAUGUCUAUGUCUACUCGUUAAAGUCUCAGUCUUAUGUGCAUACGCUGAAAUUCCGGGCUACCAUUUAUUCGGUUAGGUGCUGUUCUCGGAUUGUUGCUGUACAACAAGCAGCUCAGAUAGAUUGCUUUGAUGCUGCAACACUGGAAAUGGAUUACACGAUUGUCACUAACUCCAUUGUGUGUGGCUCCUCGGGUGUUGGAUAUGGCCCUCUUGCAGUUGGUCCACGAUGGAUUGCAUAUAGCGGAAGUCGUAUUGCUACCUCAAGUUCUGCAAUUUUCACUUCAGAACUUCUCUCACUGUCAUCAUCACCCAGUGUUGCACAAUUUGCAAGAGACUCGAGCAAGCAGCUCGCUUCUGGGAUAGUAAAUCUUGGAGACAAAGGGUACAAGUCAUUGACUCGAUACUGCGCAGAGGUUCUUCCCAAUCCGUAUAUUCCUGGUUUAAAAAGCAUUGGAGUUGGUAAUGAGAAUGUGCCAGAUGCAGAGAGCAUAGGAAUGGUUAUUGUCAAAGAUAUCACAAACAAAAGCGUCAUAACGCAGUUUAAGGCACACAAGAGUCCGAUUUCAGCUUUGUGCUUUGACCCAAGUGGCCUGCUUUUGGUGACUGCUUCGAUUCAGGGGCACAAUAUUAACGUCUUUAGAAUAAUGCCAACAAUCUCUACAAGCAGAGCGGUGAAGAAAACGACUUUUGCCCAUCUGUUCAGGCUUCAACGCGGUUUUACUAAUGCGGUGAUACAAGACAUCUGUUUCAGCAGUGAUAGCAAUCUAAUUGUGGUUAGCUCUUCAAGAGGGACAAGUCAUCUGUUUGAGAUAAAUCCUGAGAAAGAGGGGGAUUCUCCGGUUCCUAUGUCUGCAAUCAGUAGGAUAAGAAGCGGAAACAGCAGCGGAUGGAUUGGGACUGUGAGCGAUGCAGCUUCUGCAGCAGCUGGAAUGGUUGGAGGCUCUGUUCCGGGUACAAUCACAUCCACUUUCUGUUACUGCGAUGAAAAGAGUAACAAUAACUACUAUGGUUCUGUUGCUGAUAUGUGCUCCAAGACGAAUCUUCUGGUGUUUGCUCCUUCUGGAUGUAUGACACAGUAUGCCUUACGGGAAAAUGCGGCUGGUGCUGGUCAUGAGACUGCUGCGAUGAUGGGGUUUGACUUUGAGUCAGGUCUAGAGACUGAAGGAAAGUUAGCGGUAGAUCCAAUAAGAAGGUGGUCCAUAAUCCAAAACCGAUCUAGAAGAGAGACGCAGGAUCACCACAGUGACAUAUAUGGAGGUGGAACAUCAGUGGAUUCUAAAAGCAAAGUGUUUCCGGAGGUUGUUAGAAAACAGAGUGUUGAGGAAGCUUGGAAAGUAACUAAGAAAGGAAAGACCCAUGUGGAUGAUAAUCGUCAUUUGUACAUAUUUGAAGCAGAACAGCAAACGCAUCUGCCGACUCAGCUACCGUUAUGGGAAAGGCGAAAGUUUAGGUUUCAAAAAUUGGCAUUGAAUCGGGGUGAAGAUAUUAGUGGUGGAGGAGGGGAGAUGGAGAUUGAAGGAAUCCAAACUCGAACUAUUGAAGCAAGAACAAGAGAUCUGGUUCCAGUCUGGGGUUAUCUCCAUUCUCCAAGAUCCCAACAAGUGACAAACGAAUCAAUGCAGAGUCCAAGUACCACUACAGAAGAUGACAAAGUGGCUCCUCUGGAGGGUCAUGGAACAGAGACUGAUCUCGGGGCUGUACAUAGUGAAGAAGAGACACAAAGCGAGUCUGUAGAUAAAGAAGGUAUUGCAGAGGAGAAGAAUCACAGUGAAGAUGAGGAUGAAGAGCAAGUGGAUUAGAAGAAGGUGAUCGUGUUAUUGGUUUAUUUUUUUCACACAAACUCGGCUUCAACAACAGAAUAACAAAAAAAUAACUCUGGAAAAUUGUAUAGAAAAGAAAAAGGAAAAUUGACAUAUCUUUUAGAUGUAAAUAGCUUUAGUACUUUUUCUUCUUUUUUUACAAAAUAUUAUUAGCCCAUUGAUUCAUGAACCAUCUUAUGAUGUAAACAAAAUAUAAAAAAGUACUUUUUUUUACUA